AUUAUUAGAAAUAUUUUCUAUAGAAAUAUACAAGAUUAUUAUUAUCCCAAAUUUUAAUCUUUAUAUUUUAUACUACUAUAAUCUUUACUAGCAUAAAGAUUGUGGUAGACUCCGGCGUUGUUCGUGUGUCAAAGUUGGAGACCGGACGCUUGAACGGUUACGUUUGCACUUUCAACGCUCUUCCUACCGUUUUAACCGCUUACGGAGAAAGGUAAUUUAAUACCUUCUGAAAGCAUGGAAGUUGAAGGUAGAAAAAAAAAUCAUGGAAAAAAGGAAACAAGCUGAUUUUGCUUUGGAAGAGCACAGUGCUGAACUUUGCACACCUGUAGCUCCAUCAACUUCCAGAGUUCUUAGGAAAAGUCCAUGUCUUUUAUGUUUAGAACAGUCACCCACUGCCCUUGUUCCCGAUACAAUCAUUAAUAGGCCAAAACGAGAUGUUGCGACUAUUUUAAUAAGUAUAGUUGAUGACAAAGAUUAUAAGACUCGUAUGUCUCCGAACGGCCUUUUUAACCUUUUGCAGAGGUUAAAUAGUGAGCAAAAAAAAGCUGUUGAAGAGUUGGGUUUUCAUUCCCUUUUUAGUCUUGAGGCGUCAGUUCUACCGGUAAAGCUUUCAAAAUGGCUUGUUCAAAACUUUGACCGAGAUAGCUGUUCACUUAAUCUUUUAAAUGAGCGGGUUAGAAUCAUAGAAAAGGAUGUCCAUCUAACCCUUGGCCUCCCGACCGGACCAUUUGAUGUGCUAGAAGCACAAUACAAGCCAACAGACCCUGAGCAUUAUAAGACUUUGGUCCUUAAGUGGAGAGAUAAGUGGGGUUUAAAGAGGGAUUUUCCACGUACCAAUGCUAUGCCCGAUAGAAUUUUAGGAAUGGCGGGGUCAAGUGAAGGCUUUAAGCUCAAUUUUAUGGUUUUCUUCAUCUCUACCUGCAUAUCUGGAACACGAAUACAUUUGCAAAUUCAAGGGUGUUGCGCUCCUUAGUCGAUUUCAGUAACAUGAAUAAAUUAAACUGGUGCAAGUAUACCUUGACGAGUUUAAUUAAUUCUACCAUUCAAUGGAAGCAAAAGUCGAAUCCUUAUUUUACUGGGCUGUUUUGUUCUUAAUGAUGUUUUAUGUUGAUAGGGUUGUCUUCUGGAUGAGAGUAGUGCCUAGAACUUUUCCAACUAUGCUAGGUUGGACUUCCCAGAAGCUUAAGGAAAGAGAAGGAUUGGAGCGGGAAUCAGGUGGUUUUGGCUGUGGUAGCAUGGACCCACAAAUCAAUAAAGAGUUGUUUUCAAAUGAAAACCUGUCUCUUGAAGAUCCUCCUGGUAAAACAUCACCAUCACAGAACAACGUUUUAGAUGAGGCACGGACUGCUACAAAAGAGUUGGUGCAAAAAAUAUCAAAGUGGGACACCAUCUGUAGAGGCUUGAAUAGUGAGUUCCCAAAUUCAAAUGCCGUCAAGAGAAUGCAACAAACUGCUGCAGAAGUGAUUGUUGCUGUUGGUAAAAGUCCAAGAAUAUCAGGUACUCCGAUUUUGGAAACAAAUGCGAAACUGCAAUUCGAAGUAGUCCACGAGAGCCCUUCUUUCUUGGCUUAAAUAUCUCGACUUGAAAUGGAAUUUUUCUCGGUGAAGCAUAACCUUGAGACCAACAGCAAAGACUUGUCUAUGCCAUCAUUUAGCUUAGGGCUUACACCAGAGGAAAAGGAAAUUCAAAAUGCAGAGAUUCAACAUGAAGAGAUUCAGCAUGAGGAGAUUCAAACUAAGAAUGGAGAUGGCGCAGCCCAAACAUGCAAUCUCACAGAAUUGGGAGAUGAUGUACAGAGUCAUCCCCAAAUUGAACCUUUCCCAGAGAGUGUAGUUCAAGGGCAACAAGAAGAAACUUAUCUUUUUCAGCCAACCCCACCAUAUACUCACUUUACUAGUCAAGAAAUUGCAUCCGGUCCUAGCCCUGUUCGAAGUCCUGUAUUAAUUAAAAGACGAUUUCAGCCCCAAAGGAAGAAAGAAUUUGCACGCGCCUUAUGUUCUCCUUUUUGGAUAAGAAACAUGCAAGCACUCUCACGGUCGAGCCGUGCCAAGAAGGUUCUCACAGACUACGUAUUCAACAAAUCUCUUGAACUUGGGGAAGUUUUGUACAAAGACAUGUUUUGUGAAAUGAAGCGAAGCGAUUUAAUAUCCUUUUCCGAAGGGUGUGUCUCGUCUCUUAUUUUACAGAUUUGGUGUCGAUUCUUGAAUGCCGAGGAAAAGCAUCGAAGCAAGUCAGAUGUCUAUCGAAUUUUCCUUAGCGCGAAUCCUUUUGCUGAGUUUGGAAAGUUUGUGAAAACGUUUAUGAAGUCGCUGACAGAGAAUUAGUAGAACAACAGUUUUAUAGCAGCAUUGAUAUGAGUACUGCAGAUUUGGUAUUCUUCUUGGUUGCUCAUGAAAGAGACAAGGAUGAUGUUUAUAUAGUGUGUUUUAACAUGAAAAAGGAGAAGAUAACCAUCCUUGAUUUGAUUGAAGAUAAAAGUAAGAUGUAUGAUACAUGUGUUGAAUGUUUGAAAAAGGGAAUGUGUCAGUAUUUCAAUGAAAAAAAUCUUGAGCAAAAAUCAAGUAAAAUUUUCAAAUUUCCUUUUGAAAUAACAAAGAAGGUAUGUUAUGGGAACAUGGAAGGUAUGUGUGUGGGUGUCAUAGCCAUGAGGCAAUUGGAAACUUUCAAGGGGAAUUUGAAUACGUGGAAGAUGGAUUUGAACAAAAAUGAUACUCCCUAAUAUGGUCGUUGAAACAGACAGUUUGGAGCUCCUUAUGAAUUUAAGAGGCACCCCGACGUCAAACGCUCUUCUUUUCAUCAAGGAAAAGAUCGAAAUCCUCAAUCUACGUACCUCCCACACUCUCAGGGAAGCUAAUGGCGCAGCUGAUCUACUUGCAAAACAUGGAGCACGACAUUCCCAUGUUAUUACCUUUGAUCAUUUAGAUGCUCUCCCUAGAACUAUUUCCUAUGUAAUUGCUUUAGAUAAUCUUGUACCCUUUAUUAAAAUUCAAUAAAAAUUACCCCAUAUA
Messenger RNA from Cuscuta campestris, 3008 nucleotides. NCBI's taxonomy places the organism in Eukaryota, Viridiplantae, Streptophyta, Magnoliopsida, Solanales, Convolvulaceae. The record is from the annotation of a GenBank genome assembly.